This is a messenger RNA of Mus musculus (house mouse), 6575 nucleotides long. It is a transcript of the gene Rhobtb2, whose product is annotated as Rho-related BTB domain containing 2. Gene Ontology annotation, cellular component: endosome membrane; Cul3-RING ubiquitin ligase complex. Lineage: Eukaryota; Metazoa; Chordata; Mammalia; Rodentia; Muridae. Bases 1864 to 4050 code for a protein of 728 amino acids. The transcript has 10 exons. The record is from RefSeq and is a predicted model, not a curated record. Gene Ontology annotation, biological process: ubiquitin-dependent protein catabolic process; protein ubiquitination. Gene Ontology annotation, molecular function: GTP binding; GTPase activity; G protein activity.
CAUCUUUUUUUUUUUUUUUUGUUAUUUGGCUCCUUAAAGCAGAAACCACACCCACGUGGCUCUUUCUGGUACCCACACAUCCCUCAGUGGUCGAGACUAGGAACUGUUCAGGACAGAGAAGAGGAAGCAGAAAGCUGAUGGCUAUAACAGUGGCCUGGUGAACAGGACCAGGAGGGCGUCGUAAUGAUGCAGUGGUUGUCAUGUAGACUGGGCCCGAGCUUAGUGGAGACCCUUGUUAGUGGAGGGGUCCAAAUCCUGUAAGGCUCCUAGGAGGAGGAUAAACCUGUGUCACUGAAAAGUCCUUGCUGCACCUUUUGCUUAGGCUGCUGAGCUGCAUCCCCUUGCACAAAUCCCAGUUGCCAUGUUACUUGAGCAUUUCACUUCUGCAUUCCUGCAUGUUAGCAUCUAGUUACAGCGUGCCAGGGACAGAGCUCCUCUGCUGCUGCUGCUGGUGGCUUGGCGCUGGUCUUGAUGGCUCAGCAGUAAAGCGCCUGGGCAGCCUCCAGGACAACUCUGCGCUCAGCCUUCCUGGACCUGGGAAGGCUUACUUCAGAGAUGACUCGCUGCACGUAGGGAGUGAGCAGGGGCGCACUGAUAACCCUAAGUACACCUGUCCUGCCCCUGCUCCCUCCUCCCCAUCCUGCUUCUAGGAGGGUAGACACCAGUGGAGGGAGCAUCCUCAAAGUCUCCUCAAACUCGAGCCUCAGCUUUUUAACCACUGACAUGACAUGUUAGCUACAAAAGGGCCUCUGUCUCUUCAUCUGACCCUAUGGCAUGGACACACUACCUCUCUGCCGAUCACCAAAGGAAACUGAAGCAGAAAUUUAAGCUAAGCUUGACCCUCAACAACAACAACAACAACAACUUCUUCUUCUUCUUCUUCUUCUUCUUCUUCUUCUUCUUCUUCUUCUUCUUUUUUUUUUUUUUUGGUUUUUUGAGACAGGGUUUCUCUGUGUAGCCCUGGCUGUCCUGGAACUCACUCUGUAGACCAGUCUGGCCUCGAACUCAGAAAUCUGCCUGCCUCUGCCUCCCGAGUGCCGGGAUUAAAAGCGUGAGCCACCAUACCCGGUUGACCCUCAACUUCUUCUAGCAGCCAGUUCCCCACAUAAACAAUUUGUCUGGCUUCUCCCCAGAGUGCUGGAGGCAUGAAGGUCUUCUAGUCUAAGCUUCUUCCUCCAUAGGAGGUCCGAAGGAGGUAGAUCUUACUCUUGGGAGCGGAUGUGGGAUGCAGUGGGUAGCCCAGGUUGGGUAUGGGAAGGCCCAUGUACCAUAGAGUGUAUUGUUCUGGGCUAUGACUCCCCCCGUCUCUGUCUCAAAGUAGGCCUUCGGCUGAGCAGACACGUGGGCCACGUGACCGAACCAGAGUAGGAAAGAGGAGGCUUGUAGAUUCAGUAGAUACAAAGAAGUCUUCCUACUCAAAGAGGCUGUCAGAAAACCCUCUCCUAGCCAAUAAGAGGGCAGGGUAGGAGGAUGGAAGCGAACAGGCUGGGUCUUGGAAAUUUACCAUCUGAGAGGGCCAGGGGAAAACAGGGGAAGCUAGGGAGUGCUGCCGCCCCAGCCCUGACACGUCCAUUAAAUUUUAAAGUGACUCUGCCCUGGAGCAUGCUGGGAAGGGGUGGGACCUGGCCCUAAGUCUGCUUCUCUCAGCUGUUUUGUUCUGCUGCUGCCACAGCCCCAGGGAAGAGGAGGCCAACAGAGGAUGAGUGAGCUACCAAGCCGAUUCCCUCUCUCUGGGGAAGUGGGGCCAGGUCCAAAGCAGGUCCUGCCCUGGAAUCUCUCACAGACUGCCUCCGUUCAGGAGCCCAGCUGCAGGAUGGUGGGAGACCAGAGGGAGAGGAGCCAUCCAUCUGGUGGUCCCAAUUAAUGGAUUCUGACAUGGAUUAUGAAAGGCCAAACGUAGAGACCAUCAAGUGCGUGGUGGUGGGGGACAACGCCGUGGGCAAGACUAGGCUCAUCUGUGCCCGGGCCUGCAAUGCCACCCUCACCCAGUACCAGUUGCUUGCCACCCAUGUGCCCACAGUGUGGGCCAUUGACCAGUAUCGUGUGUGCCAGGAGGUGCUAGAACGCUCCCGAGAUGUGGUAGAUGACGUCAGCGUCUCCCUGCGCCUCUGGGACACCUUCGGAGACCACCACAAAGACCGGCGUUUUGCUUAUGGAAGAUCCGACGUGGUGGUUUUGUGUUUCUCCAUCGCCAACCCCAAUUCCCUCCACCAUGUCAAGACCAUGUGGUACCCAGAAAUCAAGCAUUUCUGCCCCAGAGCUCCUGUCAUUCUGGUGGGCUGCCAGCUGGACCUGCGCUAUGCUGACCUGGAAGCCGUUAACAGGGCCAGGAGACCUCUGGCUAGGCCCAUCAAGCCCAAUGAAAUCCUCCCCCCAGAGAAGGGUCGGGAAGUCGCCAAAGAGCUGGGGAUCCCUUACUACGAGACCAGUGUGGUGGCCCAGUUUGGUAUCAAGGACGUCUUUGACAAUGCCAUUCGGGCUGCGCUCAUCUCCCGCCGCCACCUGCAGUUCUGGAAAUCACAUCUGCGCAAUGUGCAGCGGCCUCUACUGCAAGCACCCUUCCUCCCCCCCAAGCCACCGCCCCCCAUCAUCGUGGUGCCCGAUCCCCCCUCCAGCAGCGAGGAGUGCCCCGCCCACCUCCUGGAAGACCCGCUCUGUGCGGAUGUCAUCCUGGUGCUGCAGGAGCGCGUGCGCAUCUUUGCCCACAAAAUCUACCUCUCCACCUCCUCCUCCAAAUUCUAUGACUUAUUCCUCAUGGACCUGAGUGAGGGGGAGCUGGGGGGCCCCUCAGGGUCAGGGGGGCCCCGCCCAGAGGACCACCGGAGCCACCCUGAACAACACCACCAUCAUCACCAUCACCACCAUGGGCGGGACUUCCUGCUUCGGGCAGCCAGCUUUGACGUAUGUGAGAGUGUGGAUGAGGCCGGCGGCUCUGGUCCGGCUGGCCUAAGGGCUUCAACCAGUGACGGGAUCUUACGGGGUAAUGGAACAGGGUACCUGCCAGGCAGAGGACGUGUGCUGUCUUCCUGGAGCCGAGCUUUUGUGAGUAUCCAGGAAGAGAUGGCAGAGGAUCCUCUGACCUUCAAAUCCCGGCUGAUGGUGGUGGUGAAGAUGGAUAACUCCAUUCAGCCGGGGCCCUUCCGGGCUGUUCUCAAGUACCUGUACACAGGGGAGCUAGGUGAGAAUGAGCGGGACCUCAUGCACAUUGCUCACAUUGCCGAGCUGCUAGAGGUCUUUGAUCUACGAAUGAUGGUGGCCAACAUUCUCAACAACGAAGCCUUCAUGAAUCAGGAGAUCACCAAGGCCUUCCAUGUACGCCGGACCAACCGGGUUAAGGAGUGUUUGGCAAAGGGCACCUUUUCAGAUGUGACCUUCAUCCUGGAUGAUGGGACCAUCAGCGCCCAUAAGCCCCUGCUGAUUUCCAGCUGUGACUGGAUGGCUGCCAUGUUUGGGGGGCCAUUUGUGGAGAGUUCUACCAGGGAGGUGGUGUUUCCAUACACAAGCAAGAGCUGCAUGAGAGCUGUGUUGGAGUACCUCUAUACAGGCAUGUUCACCUCCAGCCCAGACCUGGAUGAUAUGAAGCUCAUUGUCUUGGCUAACCGCCUCUGCCUGCCGCACUUGGUUGCCCUCACAGAGCAGUACACAGUGACUGGACUGAUGGAGGCGACCCAGAUGAUGGUGGACAUCGAUGGGGAUGUCCUUGUAUUCUUGGAAUUGGCACAGUUCCACUGCGCGUACCAGUUGGCCGACUGGUGUCUUCACCAUAUCUGCACCAACUACAACAACGUGUGCCGCAAGUUCCCCAGAGACAUGAAGGCUAUGUCUCCAGAAAACCAGGAGUACUUUGAGAAACACCGGUGGCCGCCAGUCUGGUACCUGAAAGAAGAGGACCACUAUCAGCGUGCGCGGAAGGAGCGAGAGAAAGAGGACUAUUUACACCUGCGGAGGCAGCCCAAGCGGCGGUGGCUGUUUUGGAACAGUCCCUCAUCACCGUCCUCCUCAGCAGCGGGCUCAGCAUCCCCCUCCUCCUCCUCCUCGGCUGUGGUCUGAGAUGCUGCCACCGUCUUCUGAUCCCGCUGCUGUUGUCCUCAUUAGCCCUUGUCCUUCUGCUCUUCUGUAUCAUCCCCUCUACCCGACAGGUGACGAGGGAAUUCACCUAACCAGAAUCCUAAGGGCAGAGCCGUUCUCACCAGCCAAUGUGGCCCAGGCUAAGAGGAGCCAGCCCUGCAGAUCAGAACAGGGUCCACCUACAAUUCCAGGCAGGGCAGGAAAACAUCUGCCCCAAGGUGGGGAGCAGGAGAGAGCUCAGAGCUCGGAUAUUUUCUCUCUGGACUUGACAAUAGAGCCAGUGGAGGAAAGCUUCCCCUGUACUCGGGCUUGUCUGUAUUGGUGUCUGCUUUGGUCAGAGGCAGCUUCCUCUCCAGGAGCUGGUCUUUUUUUUUUUCCCAUCCACAGACUUUUGAGGGUUGCAAGUAUUUCGUGAGCAUUGUCCCUCGGGCUUAUUGAAAUCCUUGAGAAGUUAAGGUAGAAAAGAAGUCUUCAGAGCCCACAUCAAGUCUCCUAGGCCGUGAGGUGUGGCUGCUGGCGGGGAGAAGAAUAAACUGCAGCCUGCCAGCAUCCUGUAAGGACUGACUGCAGGCAGUGUAGACUUAGUGGUGGGUAGCAGCGGUGACUCCGUGUUCAGGUUUGUAGGCAGCACUUUAGUACAAUGUGGGUUCUCUACUUCACCCUUCCCGCACACAUUACAUCUGACAUGGAUGAAGGAGGAGGAAGAGGAGGAGGAAGGGUGGGUUCUGUGCUCAGCAGUUUUAUGCUCCUCUGGGGUUUCUCCCCCUGCCUCUGGGCAGCACUGCCUUUUAUGAGAUGGGAGCAAAAACAGCCUAACAGGAGAAACCCAAACUCAAAAGCACCACCAAGACCAUGUUAUCCUUCAUCUCCCCAAAAGAAUGAAGUUCUAAAAAGAGAGACCCUGUAGGGUGUACAUCUUCAUAAGGCUGAAUGGAGGCCUCUAUUAUUAUGUGGCUAUGAAGGGUCAGUAGUACCAACCACUCCAAUGCCUUUCAGGGGAGGACCUGUACCCUCCGUUUCUGAGGAUGCCACUCCCCAAGGCCUGCUGGGUCUAGGCUACUGGGUUUCGGGGAAAGUGUGGGCUUCGGGGCUCAAAUGGCUUUGUACCUUUUCCACCUUGAUGCAGGAUACUUUUCUCUUCCAAAGGUGACUCUACGGGAUGUGCGUGGGGCAAUGUGCUUCCUGGGGCGGGGGGAGGCUUUCAGCAGGAAUUAAAUGUCAAAAAAGGGAGCACUGGAGAACAGGCUACACAUAGCCAACCUGGUACUGGCUGGGGAUAAGGGGAAGGAGAAAACAGGGGUAGCUGAGCAGGAAGGAAAUGAUGCGAGUCUAAAGAGGAAUUGGGGAGACUGGAGGAUUGACAACAGUGGCUGGAAGCCCCCGUGGGAUUGACACUGGGUCUCAGUUGACCCUUCCCAUUUCCUAAUUACGAUCCACAUAUCACCACCUUUACCCUCUCUCUAGACUUACGAGGUGAAGUCCCAUGAGGGAGUAGGUCAUGAAAGUUCUGGGGUCCCCUUCCCUGAGAAAAUGCUUUAGGUAAGGAAAUACUGGCUGAGUCCCCAGGACCUAGCUAGGUUGCUUAAGCUGGAAUUAAAGCAACCCCAGAAACAAAUGCAACCUACAAUUGUGUGGUACCGGGACCUCGAGUUCUGAUCUGGUCUUGUCAGAAGGAACAAGUAGUAGCAGGUCUCACAGUGCUGAUUUUCUGUAGUCUGAGCCUGGAACCGCCAAGCCUGCUGCUGCCUAGUAGUUAAAAGCCCUCCAGAGUUGCUGGCUGGGGAAGUGUGUUGUGUGCUGCCCUCUACUAGCUGGUGUGCCCUGCUGCUGAAUUCUAAAUGGCUUCUAGUGUGGAGAAGCCUGCACUCAUGGAAAAGGCAGGCAGCUUCUCACACCUUCCUUGGACGAUACAGGGGUAUCUCUCUCGGGAACUGUAAAUGAUAGGUAGAUGUCUGUCCUAAUGAGCAAGGGGAAUUGGGUCUCCCAAGUGAUUUACAGGGCUGAGCCGCCUGGCAUCACUGGUAAUGAGGAUGGACAGGCUAGUAGGAGAAAGAUCUGUGGAGGUGGAGGAAGACCAAGGAGAACACCAUGCCCCACCCAGGCCAGUUCACCCCUCAGGGACCCACCCCUACCCCCACAGCUGUCAGAGCUGGUGUGCAGCAGGUGGACCCCUGUGGCCUUGUAUACCCACAGUGGGGGGUGGGGCUGUGAGUGAGCCAGGAGAGGGAGGUGCUGCUUGCAGUCCCUUAGUACAUGGGUGCUCUGGAUUCCAGGGAGACAAAAGCAGGAGAAACUCCAGUGUGGGACAAGUCUGGCAUAACACCCCCAGGGGUGGGGCAGUGUCCCAAGAACAUGCUCCUCUGGACUAUGUCACAUGUCACUCAGUGUUGUCUUAGAGGAUGGGGGUAAAAACACAAACCCACAACCCCUCUCCACACACCUUUUUAUAUAAGGUUUCAUAUUUAAUUUGGUCAUGAAUUCAUAAUACAUGAGUAUUUUGUAUCUAA